AUGGCUGCAGGCAAAGGACACUUCUCAACGGGCAUCCUUCUAAAGGACUACAAGCGGAUCCAAGAAAGCCCCAACGAGUACUACAGCGUGGGGCUUGUGGACGGAAACAUAUACACGUGGGAGGUGCUGAUUUUCGGGCCAAGAAAGACGCCGUACGAAAACGGGAUAUUCAAGGCAGUAAUGCUCUUUCCGGCAAGCUACCCAGACUCGCCGCCGACAUUUCGCUUCUGCUCAAAGAUGUGGCAUCCAAACAUAGAUGAGAAUGGGAAUGUGUGCAUAUCUAUCCUCCACGAUGCAGGGGAGGACAAGUAUGGCUACGAGUCUCUUGGAGACAGGUGGCUUCCUGUGCGGACACCGGAGAGCAUCAUCAUCAGCAUCAUAACGCUUCUGACGUCGCCGAAUUGCGAAAGCCCCGCAAAUGUAGAUGCUGCAAGGCAUUUUAGAGAAAACGAGAAGGACUACAGGAGAGAAGUCAUGAAGCUUACAGCAAUGACACUGGAAGAAUACGACGAUCAAAGCUGA
This is a messenger RNA of Ordospora pajunii, 522 nucleotides long. Its product is annotated as ubiquitin-conjugating enzyme E2. Lineage: Eukaryota; Fungi; Microsporidia; Ordosporidae. Gene Ontology annotation, molecular function: ubiquitin conjugating enzyme activity. The coding region runs from base 1 to 522 and encodes 173 amino acids. The transcript has a single exon. The record is from RefSeq and is a predicted model, not a curated record. Gene Ontology annotation, biological process: protein polyubiquitination; ubiquitin-dependent protein catabolic process.